Messenger RNA from Paramuricea clavata, 4697 nucleotides. The record is from the annotation of a GenBank genome assembly. Lineage: Eukaryota; Metazoa; Cnidaria; Anthozoa; Malacalcyonacea; Plexauridae.
AUAAAAUGUCUGUACAUGUCAUGCACCAAUGUCAUGUACAUGUUAUGCAUCAGUCAAUUACAUUUACAGUCCUUCAGGUAUAUGUAUUAGCUCCAACUCAUUUAGAGUAGAAAUAUACCAAACAAUGGUUUUUUGCUGUUAUUUUUUACUUUUUGAUCUCUUUCACAAAACAAAACUGAAAACAGGGUCAUACAGUACAUAGGCAUGUCCUUUAAGCUCAGAUUACACGUAUAAUAUAGUAGCUAUAAUAAUUCGACUUAUGUAUUGAUUUAACAACUUAUUUUUAGGCAGAAGAAAUGUUUAAAGAGAUAAAAAGUCAGUUUAUUGAUGGUUUGGAAGAACAAACAUGGAUGGAUUAUGCAACCCGCGCUCAGGCUCGUCUUAAGGUUAGUAGUAAUGUGGCAAAAUGUAGUCUUGGCUGCAGCUCAUGCUUUUAUAAUCAAUUUGAACAAUUCAGCAUUUCUUGUGGACAGCACCUAAACUGUCAUGGAAUACUGGUAAAAACUAAAAGAAAUGAAAGAUGAGACGAUUUUAAACAAAAUUGAAAAGUUAAAUGUAUAAUGUCACCCUUACUCCUAAGAAAGGAAUGAAGAAGAUAGUCGUGUUUAUUUUUCAUAUAACCGUGUUUUUCUUUUUACACAGUUGCAGAAAAUGACAGAUUUGAUUGGUUUUCCAACGGUAAUUAAGAAGCCUGGGAUACUGGACCGGAUUUAUGAUGAUGUAAGUCAGUUUAAUAAGAGCUGUUUCGCUUGCUUAACUUUCCUAAAAAGAUUUUUACAUCAUUGCCAUAUCAUAUUACAUUGCUACUGGAUAGACCCUUAGGACUAGAUAUAAUUAUUUAUUAUUUAAAAAAUUCAUUAAUAAUUCACGAGGAAAAUACAAAAGAAAUGAAUGUUUAAUCAAUGUUUGUAAAUCGGAUAAAGAUUUGUCCUGAUUUACAUAAACUUCAGCUUUGAUUUUCUCGGCUUAGACAAUGUUUAUUUUUAAAAUUACUUCGCCAAUGAACUCAUAAGAUGGGUCAUUUUUUAAGUACGAUAAAACAUUCGCAUCCGAUCUGUAUCUGAUAUACAAACUGUCGCCUUCGGCUCCAGUUUGUAUAUCAGAUACAGAUUGGCUGCUCAUAUUUGAUCUAGUACAUAAAGUAUAGUGCUUUAUAGAGAUUUCGAGCACUGAUAAAACUGAUAAUCUCACAUGUGAGAUUAUCCAUGAUAUUUUCACAUGUGAAAAUUAAAAUUAUCCGUUUUCAAUUAUCGCUUUUCUGUAAAAAUUAUCGCUUUUCAAAGUCUGUCCUUUAAUAAUAAACAGAAAAAUACAUGGGUGCUUGGAAAUACCAGAUUUAUUUUUCGUGUUGAAUAUGAUAUCUCACUCGUUCGCUGCGUUCACUCGUGAGAUAUCAUGUUCUCUCGAAAUAAAUCUGUAUGUAUUAUUCUCUAUUUAAUUUGAUUUAUAUUUUAUUAGAUAUUGAACUGAGCGAGUCUUUUAGAAACCAGGGUAUUUAUAUAAUGUGACCCAUAUUAAUCUGGUGGGGGGGGGGCGGGCUUUCUCGGGGCUUCGAUAGCGUAGUCGUCAGAGCAAGUGCCUUUCACCUUGAGAUUGUCGUGUUAAAAGAGUCAAUCAACAGUCUGCCGAAAGUAUAUAGUCGUGCAUGGGUUUCUCGGGGUGCUGUGGUUUCCUCCAACGGGGAAAGUUGACAUGCAGAGUGGUUUAGCAUAAACACUGUUAAGAUUUUUCCAUGUGAGUGGAAAAAUGCAAGAGUCACCCCAAUUUACAAAAGUGGCCCUAAAUCUAAUAUGGAUAAUUAUCGACCCAUAUCUAUUAUUUCGGUAAUUGCCAAAACAAUGGAGAGACUCGUACAUAACCAGGUCUAUUCCUAUUUACAACGGGCAAACAUACUAACUAAUGCACAACAUGGCUUUAGACCUCUCCACUCCACUGUUACUGCAUUGUUAAAAAUGACAAACCAUUGGUAUCAAAAUAUGGAUGAAGGGUUAAUCAAUGGAGUUGUCUUUUUAGAUCUAAAAAAGGCAUUUGAUACCGUUGACCAUGGUAUUUUAUUAAAAAAAUUAUAUUUAUAUGGAGUGAGAGGAAGGGCGCAUGACUGGUUUAGGUCCUAUCUGUCUAAUCGUACCCAGUAUUGUCAAGUUAAUGGCAAACUGUCUGAACCACGAACAAUAAUUACUGGUAUUCCGCAGGGCUCAAUUCUUGGACCCUUACUCUUUCUUGUUUACAUAAAUGACUUGCCAAAUUGCUUAAAAAGUGCGGAUUGUGACAUGUUUGCUGAUGAUACUCAAUUAGGAACGGCAAAUAAGGAUGUUAAAGUAAUUUCUGAAACGUUAAAUGAUGACCUAGCAAAUAUUUCAGUUUGGAUGGCGGCCAACAAGCUGAGCCUGAACAAAAGCAAAACUGAAUAUAUGUUUAUUGGAUCACAUCAAAAACUUAAACAGUGUAACUCAGAAUUGCAAAUAAAAAUUGGAGAUACGCCUAUUCAACGAGUAACCGUUACUAAAUCACUGGGUAUGAUGGUAGAUGAGACCUUAACCUGGCAUUCUCAAACAGAUCUAAUUACAAAGAAAGUGAACAAGGGUCUUUACGUCCUUAGACGAUUAAGAGAUUUUGUUGAUGUAAGGACUCUAGUAACAGUUUACAAAACCCUAAUUCAACCACACUUUGAUUACUGCUCGCAAGUAUGAGGUUGUCUUGGAAUUACCCUUCAAAACCAAUUGCAACGUUAACAAAAUAGAGCAGCACGUAUCAUUACAAAGCGUGGGUAUGAAUUUAGAUCAGCCGAUAUACUUAAAGAAUUAGAUUUACCUAAUUUAAGUCUCAGAAGAAAUAAUCAAUUAUGUACUACUAUGUAUCAGGUAAAUAAUAAUAUGGUGCCUGAUUACCUAAUUGAUUUAUUCACGAAAACCAGUACACUUCAUAAUCAUCAAACUAGGCAGGCUGAAUUUAACUUUGCACUCCCGAGGCCAAGUACCAACUUUUGUAAAAAAUCAUUCUCGUACAGAGGAGCUGUAGCUUGGAAUGAUUUAUUACCUAAUAUAAAAAAUAUGGGUUCAUUGUCAACCUUCAAAAGGGCUCUAGUGUCAAAUAGUGGUAAUAAUUCUUAAUAAUCAAUUUAUCUUUUUUCUUUUUCUCUUCGAUUUUAUUGUAUUAACUUAAUAAAAUAUUUUUAUAAUUGCAUGUAAUUAUUCAUACAUAUAUAGCACGGCCUAUUGGAAGAUCACAUCUUGUAAAUAUUUUAGUUUUUGUCUUUGUGAAAUAGUACCGUGGGUAAAUAAAGUUUAAUUGAUUGAUUGAUUGAUUGAUUGAUUGAUUGAUUGAUUGAUUGAAGAAAGUAUUUUAUAAAAUAAUAUGUAUAUAACGCGUGCUCUGAUUGGUCGAAACCCGUGUUUGGAUCAGACCAUCCAAACAAGGAAAUUUAAAGCGAAAGUUUUUUAAAGUGAAAUUUUAACACGGAAAGUUGUUAUUUUAUAAAACAAUUAUUUUAUGGUUUCCGUGUUUAGAUGGCCUGAUCCAAACAGGCGGGAAUGUUGCUUGAGUUAAGAAAAGCGCGCAAAAUCACUCGCCUUCGGCUCGUGUUCGCGCGCUUUUCUUAACUCUCAUAACAUUCCAGCCUAUUUAUUCGAUAAUAGCAAAAAUAGCUAAUUUUCAAACCGCUAUAACUCUUCGGUUUUAUGGAGUAAAUUUCAUAGAUAUCUUAUAUACAUCUCUUUUAGUAAAAUUGAAGCCAAGAAUAUUCCAGCGGUUACCCCCAUUUGAAUAGAUGGCAGGCAUGUUGGUCGUUCCCACUCGCUAAUAAACGCUUAAAAACAGCAAUAAUUUUCAUCAUUUGAAUACUUUUGAAAAAUGUAUUUGGAAUAUGGUUAACUUAAUAUUUAAGUUCCCUGUUUAAGAAAUAGGAAGUAUACGAAUCUUCUCUCAUUUCAUGGGAACGACCUGAGACUGCAAUCACGGCUUCAAUUUUUGAAUUGCAGAAUAAUUAGAUGCACUAUCUAGUGUAUAUGAACAUCGACUAAUCAUAUUGAAUAAAUCCUAACAUAUCCACAGUGGUUGAAGCUGCUUCCAAGAAGCGGGCAUCUUUUAAAGUUUUUGUUUGACAACCAAGCACUACAGCAGUAGCAGAGAAUUGAAUUGCUUUCGACUUUUCAAUAUUAAAUUCGGCCGGUUCAGUUCCAUAAUUUGAGCUACACUCCCAAACAAAAAUCGACGAUACUACUUAUUAUUGGAUUAAGUUUUGUAUUGUUAUCACAAACUGAGACCCCACCCCCUCAUAUUAAUGUUGAUUAUACCGCGGAAAAAUAGUUAAAGCAAUUGUAGUACGUUUAACAUUGCUUCGUGCGGGAGGCAGGAUGGGAGAGUGAGUGAUUUUCAAUGCUCAGCUAACCCCAGUAUAUUUUAAUCUGUGACAGUUUCAAAGUUUGUUUAUUUAUUUAUUUAGUUACUUCACAUUUUAUAUUUACGUAUAUUUGAUACAAAAAUAUAAAAUGAUAAAAAUACAAAAUGAUUAUACAUUUAAAAUUCAGAUGCCAUUUAUUGUGCUUCAGAUUCAAGUUGAUCAACAUCACCAUUUCCAAAAUACGCUGAAUGUUUACCAAGCUGGGUAUAAAAGCGAGAUAAAUGGAUUGGACAAAACUCAGGAUGAUGAGUUGGAUGACAGUGACAGGUAUUUAAUGAUAAUUUUGAUAAUUUAAGUC